UAAUUAGUCUUAUCAAUUCUUGGACAUUGUACGAACUCCUAUUUUAUCUAGGCAUAUAGAUUAAAACUAGCCGUGACAUUUGCUUGAAACAUUCCAGCAUAAUCAGAUUUAUAUUGUCCUAAGAAUUAGGCUGUAAAUAGAAACAAUGCAAAAUAACGGAUCGCUGAGAGGGAAGACAUUGUUCAUAACUGGCGCCUCUAGAGGUAUUGGUAAGGCCAUAGCUUUGAAGGCUGCUCGGGAUGGUGCUAACGUUGUUAUAGCGGCCAAAACAAGUGAUCCACAUCCCAAGUUACCCGGAACCAUAUACACAGCCGCUGAAGAAAUUGAAAAAGCUGGAGGCAAGGCUUUGGCAUGUAUUGUGGAUGUACGCGAUGAGAAACAAGUCAAGGCCGCUGUUAAGGCAGCUGUGGACAAAUUCGGAGGUAUAGACAUUGUGGUAAAUAAUGCCAGUGCAAUUUCUCUGACCUCCACUCUGGAUACUGAAAUGAAACGAUAUGACUUGAUGCAUCACAUUAACACUCGAGGAACUUUCCUGGUUUCCAAAGAAUGCCUUCCAUACUUACUGAAAAGUAAACAUGCUCAUAUUUUGAACAUAUCACCUCCCCUAAGUAUGAAGCCAAUAUGGUUUGGCAGUCAUGUAGCAUAUACCAUGGCAAAAUACGGCAUGUCAAUGUGUGUAUUAGGAAUGGCUGAAGAAUUCAAGGACCGUAAUAUAGCAGUUAAUGCUCUCUGGCCCCAAACUGCUAUACAAACAGCUGCUAUUGACAUGCUAAGUGGAUCAGAGGCAGCAAAAUACUCGCGCAAAACCGAUAUUAUGGCCGAUGCGGCCUAUGUUAUACUGUCCCAGGCUCCCACAAAAGCCCCAACCGGCCAGUUCUAUAUUGAUGAGAAAGUACUGCGUAAUGCCGGCAUUACGGAUAUGAAACAAUAUGCUGUGGAUCCAUCCCAUGCUGAUGAAUUGCAAUUGGAUUUCUUUUUGGAGGAUGUUGACGUAUACCAGAAGCCAUUGAAAUCGAAAAUCUAAACAGCGAUUAAAAAUAUGACUGUUAUUUAGGUACAUGGAUUGUAAAAUAUGAAAGGCUUCAUGUUUAAUUUAUAAAUAUUUUUGUAAAUGGUUUAAAGCUGGACAAUAUGCUGUUGAAAUCACAAAAUGAUUUUGUAAAUAUUUUAUACUGGAAUGUGGCAAUAUAUAAACACAUAUAUACAUUUUUUAA
Stomoxys calcitrans (stable fly) is the source of this 1214-nucleotide messenger RNA. Its product is annotated as hydroxysteroid dehydrogenase-like protein 2. Lineage: Eukaryota; Metazoa; Arthropoda; Insecta; Diptera; Muscidae. The record is from RefSeq and is a predicted model, not a curated record. The transcript has 3 exons. The coding region runs from base 146 to 1024 and encodes 292 amino acids. Gene Ontology annotation, cellular component: mitochondrion.